UCUCAGCUGGUUUCCUUAAAAGAAAGCGAUCCUGUCUUUCAGUUUAAAAAAAAAAAGAAAAAGAGCUGCAACUGUUGAAGCAGCAUGCACUUAAUAAGCUACUUCUAAAUCUGGCUUCAUCAUUUCAGUCUGUGGACUAGCAGAACAGAAGCUGCAGAAUCCUUCUCAAGCCUCUGCGACAGAAAUGGAGAAAAUAAGGGUACGAAAUUCCUGGGUGCCAACUUGCCUAUGGCAACCUAGAAUUCUCCAGGGCAGGCUCGCAAAAUCUUCACCUACCCUCUGGGACAGUACUUUGCAAGAACAGAAGGGGGAAUUACGGAAGCGCCUAACCUACACUACCCACAAACUGGAAAUGCUUGAAACAGAAUUUGAUUCUACACGCCAAUAUCUUGAAAUUGAACUGAGACGUGCUCAGGAAGAACUUGAAAAAGUAACCGAAAAAUUGAGAAGGCAGGUGAUUUCUCCUCCGAAGACUUAUCAUGUGGGAAGCCCAAAAUACGUUACAAGGAUACAAAAUAAUUACCUAGCCUUACAAAGAAUUAAUCAGGAGUUGGAAGAUAAACUUUACAGGAUGGGUCAACAUUACGAAGAGGAAAAAAGGGCUUUAAGCCACGAAAUAAUAGCACUCAAUAAUCAUUUAAUAGAAGCCAAGGUGACAAUAGAUAAGUUAUCAGAAGAUAAUGAGCUCUAUAGAAAGGACUGCAAUUUAGCUGCUCAGCUGCUCCAGUGCAGCAAGAAUUACGACAGGGCACAUAAGCUUUCUGAGCUGCCAUCUGACUUCCAGGAGAGAGUCAGCCUCCAUCUGGAAAAGCAUGGAUGCAGCCUUUCUGUACCCUUGUGUCACGCAUCAUUUGCUGAUAACAUACCAACGUGCGUCAUCGCUAAGGUACUGGAGAAACCAGACCCAAACAGCUUGUCUUCACAUUUGUCAAGUACAUCUGCAAGGGAUCACUCUUUUCAAGACUCUGGUGGCAAACUUGGCCAAAGGCCCCAAUACAAGUCUGACAUCUACUGCAGUGACACUGCCCUUUAUUGCCCUGAGGAGAGGAGGAGGGAGAGGAGACAAAGUGUUGAUAUGCAAGUGAAAGAUGUGGGGUUUUUGAGGUCCCAGAACUCUACUGACAGCACUGUAGAAGAAGAUGGCUUCCAUUCUAGCUUCUCUCAUGAAGCCUUCCCAGAAUAUGUUACCUCUUUACCAACCUCGAGCUCCUACUCCAGUUUCAGCGUUACCUCUGAGGAAAAAGAGAAUGCCCAGGCCAGCACUCUGACAGCCUCCCAGCAAGCAAUCUACCUGGGCAGCAGAGAUGAAAUAUUUGAAAGAAAGUCAUGUUCUAGUUAUGAACAUCAGGGAAGUCCUAGGUUUGGCAAGUCAAAGUCCGUACAGCAAAUGGAACUUGCUGAUAACAGUGAGAACUCUCCCACUUUUACUAGGACUCUGCCACCUUAUGCUAAUGAGCCUUUUCAUUUCUCAGCCAUAACAACACAGCAGGCAUUGGCAACUCAGAAAAUGCGUAACGACUGCAUGAGCACCCAUCUUUCAGAAGAAGACUUACCCGGGAGGUGGAGGCAGCUGAGUGUAGAGGACAUUGGUGCAUAUUCUUACAGGAACGCUGGCAGACUGUCACCCUGUAGCUUUUCGGAGCAGUACUAUAGCAGCCCUAUAAAAAAAGCAGAAAGCCGAACAAGCCCCAUCUAUGCUGGUUACAAAGGAGAUAGCUUCUCAGAAGGAGAAGAUAUCUGUCAAAAUAGACUUGUGGAUUCUUGCUUCCUCAGAACAGACAGUGGCCUAAACAUUGACAUCAGCACUAGUUGUAAACAGGAUAAGUUGCCCUCUUACAAAACAAAAGAACCAAGAGACCAAAAAAAUGACAGGAUCACAAUGCAGUUGUGCAGUAGCAAAAAUAUUGAGAGUAGCCCAGCGUUGAAAAGAGAAUAUGUUGAUGUAAGCCCAAACAGCUCAGCAGAAUCCCUCAAUCAGAAUUCAAUGGAGGCUUCAGAGAUCCAUCAGUCUUCCAUGGAGCAAGGAAGCCAUUCAAGCCUUCACAGCAAACCACAGCAGUUUCAACGGACUGGGAGCACUGGUUUGAGUCGGAAGGACAGUCUUACAAAAGCACAAUUAUAUGGAACCCUUCUAAAUUAAAUAGCUUCCAAAACUGCAAUAAGAAAAAACAAACAACAUUUGAUAUUUCUUUUGAACGACAGGGUUCUAAGAAACAGGAUUAUUAUAAAUUAUAUAUUCAUAAUGGUACUUUAUGUUUAAAACAACAAUCUGUACAAAAACAUUACACAGCACUUUUCACACAACAUCCUUUCCAUCUGGAAGACCACCCUUUCUCCCCUUUUAUAAACCUGAAAUAUUUUUAUAAACAAAUGGUAUUUAUUAGAUUAUCCUUAAUCUAAGCUAUUUGAGCAGCAACCUUUUUCCUUCAAGUAGGUUUCUUAUUUAUUUUUGUGCAUGAGGCCAUCAGUGCCUGUACUCUUGGAGGAAGAGGGUAAAAUCAUUGUGAUGACAAAAAUCAAAUCAAUUCAAUAAGAUACCAUCAACUCUGUAUUAUGUGAAGCUGAAAUGUAUGAGAAUGGUGAAUUUAAAGAAGUAUAUUUUUAAAUGAGAACAGAAAUGAACCCUAAAAGUUCUUUCAUACAAAUGUAUUUGAGUGAAAAAUGUACACACAAAGUAAUACAAAUAUUUUGUUCUUUUAUUCCAUUGUGUUUCUUCUUUCCUACUUUCCCUUGUAUACUACCUCAAAGUAAUUGAGGGUUUCUUGGUCACAUAUUUUCUGUAGGCUUGCAUUUAUAUUGUCUAAAAUGCAUGAAUUGUCAUAAUUAGUACUGUAUUUUGCAUUACUUAAUAAAAGACACCAGUGGAAAUAUUU
Messenger RNA from Gopherus evgoodei (Goodes thornscrub tortoise), 2873 nucleotides. It is a transcript of the gene BEGAIN, whose product is annotated as brain enriched guanylate kinase associated. The transcript has 9 exons. Gene Ontology annotation, cellular component: synapse. Bases 185 to 2140 code for a protein of 651 amino acids. The record is from RefSeq and is a predicted model, not a curated record. Lineage: Eukaryota; Metazoa; Chordata; Testudines; Testudinidae.